Salvelinus fontinalis (brook trout) is the source of this 3539-nucleotide messenger RNA. RefSeq names its product alpha-(1,6)-fucosyltransferase-like. Gene Ontology annotation, cellular component: Golgi cisterna membrane. The record is from RefSeq and is a predicted model, not a curated record. Lineage: Eukaryota; Metazoa; Chordata; Actinopteri; Salmoniformes; Salmonidae. The coding region runs from base 120 to 1631 and encodes 503 amino acids. The transcript is spliced from 7 exons. Gene Ontology annotation, molecular function: glycoprotein 6-alpha-L-fucosyltransferase activity; protein binding. Gene Ontology annotation, biological process: protein N-linked glycosylation.
ACUGCUCUGAUCAAAGAAACCCCUUGGGAGGGAGGUUGAGAGGCAGGGAUUGAGAAAGCAGACGAUCCAGUAUGUUCCUGCAGCUACCAUGUGUUCAAUGACAAUUCCACCUGUGCUUUAUGCUCAUAAUAGUUGUUCUAUCCCCCUCGCUCCCUCCCUCCUUCCCCUCUUCCCUCCACCAUCCCCACCACCCCUCAGGUCCAGGCCCCACCCAGGAGGAGCUGAGGCGGAGGGUAGAGAACGGUGUGAGGGAGCUCUGGUACUUUGUCCGCAGCGAGGUGAAGAGCCUGGGCCAUGUGGAGGCCGGGGAGAGGCCCAGACAGGCUGACACCCUGCUACAAGACCUGGGACACCAACAGAGGUCUAUCAUGACAGACCUGUACUACCUCAGCCAGGCUGAUGGAGUGGGAGACUGGAGAGUGAAGGAGGCCAGGGACCUGUCUAACCUGGUGCAGAGCAGGAUCACCUACCUACAGAAUCCCCAGGACUGCAGCAAGGCACGUAAGCUGGUGUGUAACAUCAACAAGGGCUGUGGCUAUGGCUGUCAGCUGCACCACGUGGUCUACUGCUUCAUGAUCGCCUAUGGCACCCAGCGCACCCUCAUCCUGGAGUCCCACAACUGGCGCUACGCCACGGGUGGCUGGGAGACCGUCUUCCACCCCGUCAGCAACUCCUGUACCGACCGUACCGGGGUGUCUACAGGGCACUGGUCAGGUGAGGCCCAUGACAAGGACAUCCAGGUGGUGGAGUUACCCAUCGUGGAUAGCCUACACCCCCGCCCCCCGUACCUGCCCUUGUCCAUCCCGGAAGACCUAGCCCAGCGUCUACACCGUCUCCAUGGUGACCCGUCUGUGUGGUGGGUGUCUCAGUUCGUUAAAUACCUGGUGCGUCCUCAGGCCUGGCUGGAGAAGGAGAUUGCAGACACCACAGCCAAGCUGGGUUUCAAGCACCCCAUCAUAGGGGUCCAUGUUCGACGGACAGAUAAGGUGGGGACGGAGGCUGCGUUCCACCCUAUAGAGGAGUACAUGGUGCACGUGGAGGAACAGUUCCAACACAUGGCCAGACGCAUCCACGUGGACAAGAAACGAGUCUACCUGGCAACAGAUGACCCCUCACUACUGCAAGAGGCUAAGACGAAGUACCCUGACUAUGAGUUCAUCAGUGAUAACUCCAUCUCGUGGUCAGCCGGCUUGCACAACCGCUACACCGAGAACUCUCUGAGAGGAGUCAUCCUAGACAUACACUUCCUGUCCCAGACCGACUUCCUGGUCUGCACCUUCUCCUCACAGGUGUGCCGCGUGGCCUACGAGAUCAUGCAGACGCUGCACCCGGACGCCUCCUCCUUCUUCCACUCGCUAGACGACAUCUACUACUUCGGGGGCCAGAACGCCCACAACCAGAUCGCCAUCUACCCCCACCACCCCCGCAACCCCGAAGACAUACCCCUGGAGCCCGGUGACGUCAUCGGCGUGGCGGGGAACCACUGGGAUGGCUACUCGAAAGGGGUCAACCGUAAAAUGGGCCGCACUGGCCUCUACCCGUCCUACAAAGUCAAGGAGAAGAUCGAGACCGUGAAGUACCCCACGUACCCCGAGGCAGACAAGCUGCUCUCAAACUCCCAACAGAAAUGAAGAAGAAAGGGAAAGAUGAAAAUAAAAUUAGAGAAAGAGACUCUGAAUCAGUGAUAGAACAGGGGGAAAAUGAUGGUAGUGUUUAGGCUGCACUGAGAGUGUGUGUGUGUCGUGUGUGUGUGUGUGUGUGUGUGUGUGUGUGUGUGUGUGUGUGUGUGUGUGUGUGUGUGUGUGUGUGUGUGUGUGUGUGUGUGUGUGUGUGUGUGUGUGUGUGUGUGUGUGUGUGUGUGUGUGUGUGUGUGUGUAAAUUAUGGAAUCUUGCAGCUGCCACUACAUCGUCCCCGUGCACACAGAUUAUGGAGAAAAGUAUCAAUCAAACAUUGAUUUCAAACUAACCUGAAAACAAUUAAACGCCCGUAGCCGACAACGUGGAUUGGGAAUGGAACUAGCCAAUCGGGUUGAGCCUUGGAUCAAGGGCUGAAAAACAAUUAUAAACUGGAUGAAAAAAACUUGUUUUAAUUUUUUUUUAAUUAUUUUGGUGGUUCUAAUUCUAUUCUUGCCUUAUUUUUUCUCUCCUGUGUUCAUUAAAUGUACCGUAUCUUGCAUCUUCCCCUUGCCAUAUUCACUCACUGCGUUCCUCCCCUCUCCUUUCGCUCCAAUAGCACUGUCCUACAUCUUGCCUUUCAUGUGCAGUUCCUUUUAUACCACCUUAAUGGGCUUUUUAACAAGUGAUUUUAACGUGCGUGCGUCUGUUUAGGGGGCAUGACAUGAUGCCUGUCAUCAGUGAGCGGUGUCCUUAUGUCAUUAUUCCUGACUGAAUAGUUGUGUUGUGCUCUAUGAGACUGGUGGUGGUAGUUGGACCCUUAGCAGGAACUUACAACAAACUAUGAACUAUGGUGACCAAUAGUGAAGAUUGAUGAUGGUGAACAAUGUUGAUCUAUGUUGAACAAUAAUACUCUAUGGUGACCUAUGAUUACCUUUGAACUAUGAUGACCUAUAAUGAUCUACGGUGAACUACAGUGCACACAGGAGCACUCUCUAGGCUCACCAAACAAAGCACUCCACUGAGCUAAUGUCCUUUUGACAUCUCUACGUCUGUCUUAAGUCCAUCUGUUUGUUUGUUGUAUUUUUUUUGCUACUAACAUUACUGUUGGAAAUAUGAGGGGGGAACAAAGAGAUGCCUCUGUUGAAAUUGAUAAUGCUAUGUCAUAAGAGGUUUGUAAUCGACCGUGAUAAAGAACUUUGUCAUAGCUUAUGUUAUGGGGGCAGUUUCUUUGAUAACAACCACUGAUCGAAUAAACUUGACAAACCAAGUGGCACUUGUGAUGUCCCGCUCCAUCUACAUUAAAAUUAAUCCAAAAUGAUUCCACGUCUACCCUCAAACCCCCCCCAAAACUCCUUAUGAAUGAUGCUGAAUAAAUGUGUUAUGAAGGUUGGUUUGGAUGACACUGCUACUCCCACAAAGGUUGAUAUUAAUUGUUCAAUGUGAACCUACCAGGAAUGUCAUUGUCCCAAAUCAAGAUGGACUCCUAGUCAGGUGACCUAUCAUCAUCAGCUGACCAGUCACCUGACCUCAUCAAGAUGGCAAACAUUUGAUGGUUUGACAGCCAUCAGAGGACUUCAUCCAGUAUGUGUUCGUGACAUGAGUGUUAUGUACUGUAUGCCUUAACCCUUCAAGUAAAGUGUCAUCCCUUUUCCUUUAGAAGAAAGGGUCCAGCCAGAGCCAAAUAUUUAGAGAGUUGGGACAAUGCAGUUUCUGUCUAAACGUUCCGAGAGCGCUACAUUCUCCUCCGUAGCCAUUGCUUAGUGAUAACUGACGCUUUCGUGUUGUGCUGUUUAUUCUGAACGUUUUCUAAACCAAUGAAGAUGUCCAUUUGUUGACACUACAAUCAUAUCUAUAUAAACACAGUAAAGACUUGGAUACACAUGAUCCUGAAUGCUAAUCAAUAAAAACGUCUAUUGAAUUCA